This is a messenger RNA of Scleropages formosus (Asian bonytongue), 1596 nucleotides long. RefSeq names its product NHL repeat-containing protein 3. NCBI's taxonomy places the organism in Eukaryota, Metazoa, Chordata, Actinopteri, Osteoglossiformes, Osteoglossidae. The record is from RefSeq and is a predicted model, not a curated record. Gene Ontology annotation, molecular function: protein binding. The transcript is spliced from 7 exons. Bases 96 to 1148 code for a protein of 350 amino acids.
GGAAGCGGUAGACUGCCAGCGGCAGCAGCCGGAAGAACGGAGCGCUCUUGGUGCCCCAGUGAACGAAGCUUACGGAGACGUUGGGAGCCUCACGGAUGAAGAAGAGGAGCAGCUCGUGCGCGGCCGCGGUCGCCAUGGCAGCCGUGUUCGUGCUCGUAGUGGCGCUGUACGGCACCUGGGACUCGCGGCUGUCGGAUCGUCCGGACCUGAAGUCGGACUACCGCCUGCUGGGGCGGCCGCUCUACAAGCUGGACAUCUCCUGGCCCAAAUACACAGAGCACUUUACGGGCCAGGUGUUUGGUGUCGCUGUGAACCACCUGGCUGGAGUGGUGUACAUAGCACAGAGAGGAGACAACGUGCCCAAAGUACUGGUGUUUUCCACGGAUGGCGACUUCCUGCAGGCCUGGAACACCAGCACCCUGGAGAUGCCUCAUGGGAUUUUCCUGGCCAACGCCUCCACAAGCCCCACAGUGUGGAUCACUGAUGUGGGCAACGGGCCAUACGGACACACCAUCAAGCAGUACUCCCCCUCCGGCAAGCUGCUCCAGGUGCUAGGCACUGCUGGGAAGGCCGGCUCCAGCUUAAACCCCCUGCAGUUUGACCAGCCGGCUGAGAUCUUCGUCCACAGCUCCGGGGACAUCUACAUCGUGGAUGGUGAUGGCGGCCUCAACAACCGACUGAUAAAGCUUUCCAAAGACUUGCAGGUUCAGUGGAUGCACGGAGAGAAGGGCUCCGGUCUUGCGCAGUUCUACAUCCCCCACAGCGUGGCCGUGGAUUCCUUCCAGAGGGUGUGGGUGGCUGACCGCGGCAACAAACGGAUCCAGGUGUUCAACUCGAUGACGGGUGACUGGCUGGGGUCAUGGGGCAGCUGCUUCACGGAAGAUGCCCCUUACUCUGUAAGGCAAACACCUGAUCAGAAGUAUUUUGUGGUGGUGCAGCUAAACACCAAUCAGAUCUCCCUGCUGGAGGCCCCACCUGUAGGUGUAAUUGGUCAGUGCCGAGUGGCCAGUGUCAUUCAGUUGGCCGAGGAUAUCAAGCCCCACCUUGUGGACCUGGAUCUAAAAACAGGGGCCCUGUAUGUGGCAGAGAUUGGCGCCCAGCAGGCGCAGAAGUUCACGCCCUUCACGCUGGGCGGUGGUUUCCUGUGAGGUAUGGUGAGGGUGGGGCAUCGGAGAGAUACAGUAUUGAUCCUUUUUCUACAGGUCGUCAUUCCUGUGUUGUUCAUCCAAAAGGACACCUGUCUUGCUCUGCUGUAGUGUCUAACCGGUCUUACCUGCCUGUCAUUUCUUGCUGUGGUUUCCGACUCAAAUGUCCAUAUUCCACCCGACCACUCAAGUGGACAAAAUGUAAAACGUAUUAAAAGAAUGUAUAUCAAAUACAGAAAAGGAAACUUCAGUGCCUGUGCCCAACUGAAAUACUGUGAAGGAAGCGUUGUGUAUAUUUACACUGUUCUGAAAAGUCAAUGAAAAUCAGGUGGCUAUAACAUAAAAAAAGCUGUUUUACUUAGGAAUAAUUAUUAUGAUACAUUUUUUGGCAUGUUUUAUAAACUGGAUAUUUAGUGCAAUUGUUGCAAGAUUUGCAUAUACUUACAAUGCC